AUGGCCUCCGUAGCAACACCGUCAUACCAUUCAACAAAAGAGACAACUAAUUACGCCCGGUUAUGCAGGCUUCUGGUGGAUGCUGGCUCAGAUGCCUUAAGAGACGCCUUUGAUAAGAGCCGACCAACAGGAGACCUGAACUCAGUUUUGUCAAGUCCUCCAGUUCAUGCAUGCUACAGAAACACAGUUUAUGGUCAUGUCAGCCAGGCCUCAGUUGAUGAUCCAACAUUCAAUCAAUACUGGCAGGACAUCCAAGGCGCGUUGGUGAGACUGGGAGGAGCUAGUUACCAAAGUGCCAUUGAUGAUUUGAAAAAGGAAUGCAUAGACCCUGAUUUCGAAGAACACUACAGAGAGCUUCUUAAACAGUGGGGAAAACUUUUGGGAUUGAUAUUAACUUUCAACGAGAUAAUCUCUGUAACGGCAUACACAAACGCACUGAAAGCAUCAGUAAAAAGCCGAACUGAGUUUCAUACCUUACCUUCCCCCACCAUGAAGAAGGCCAGAACAGAUGACAUAUACACAAGUCUUCUCAUACAACACGGAAGAAAGCCAAUUGAAGACCUAGAUAUGAAAAGGAAAGAACGCUUACGCCAGUACGGUCGAGUGAGUGGAGAGCCCGUCAAACAUAAUCAAGAAAUUUUCAUUUGUGAUACCGAUCGUAACGUGGUAAAAAUACCAAGGUCUGUCUUAGUUACUGGGAAGGCAGGGAUUGGUAAAACGCUGUUUUUCCAAAAGUUUAUUCGAGAUUGGGCCAACAACAUGUUGUUUGAAACACAAGCAAACUUGCAGCUGCCGGAUUUGAAGUUCGCAUAUUUGCUGACUUUCCGCCAGUUGAAUUCACUUGGAGAUGACCGUGUUACUUUGAGGGAUAUCUUAAACAGAUCUUCAGUCCUGGAUGAACACUCAAAUAUCGAAGACUCUGUAUUUGAGUACAUUCUUGAUCAUUCAGAAGAAGUUUUGAUCCUCAUUGACGGUUAUGAUGAGUAUUCGAAGAGAAAUUUCAUCGAGAGUGAUUGGGAUGACCGUUACCCGAAUAGCGCUCAUGAGGAAAUGCCAGUAGCAGCCCUGUGUGCCAAGCUGAUCAAAGGAAAACUCUUGAGAGAUUCCGUUGUCAUGAUAACUUCAAGGCCCGAUGAAUCUGAUGAAAUGACAAGUAGAAUUGGCUUUGAUCGGUACGUUGAAAUUACAGGAUUUACCGAAGAACAGGUGAAGAAAUACGUAGAGAAGUAUUUCAACGAAAAGGAAGUCAUGAAGAAUGCUGUAAUGGAUCACAUUACAAAGAAUGACAAUCUUGUCAGCUUCGCCCACAUUCCAGUUGUCUGUUUUUUGAUGUGCUCUUAUUUUGAAUACCUCCUAAAUGAACCAGUAAACACUGACGUCCUCCCGGUCAACACAAGUGAAAUCUAUUUUGAGGUUGUGAACAUGUUUCUAGGAAAACAUGAUAAGGAGUCCGCAAUCUCUUCCGAAGAUACUCUGGACAAAAUGUCAGAGUUUGCGGCUCAUUUGCUUCAGGAGAGGAAGUUUAUUUUCGCUUUAAAAGAUAUGAAAAGGUUUACUUUAGAAGAAGUUAAAAGCCUAAGAGCGAACGGUCUUCUUCACUGCGGUCCCCCUUUCAGAAAAUCUUACACUGAAACGACGAAAUAUUUUUGUUUCACACAUUUCACUCUCCAAGAGUAUUUGGCAACUCGUUGGUUUGUGAAGAGAAAACAGAUCCCCUCACACAGAGACAAUGUGUCAGAAAUGAUAUUUCAGUUUAUGUCUGGUAUUUUAUCAAAGCAAAAGGACGAAUUCUUUAUGAGAGCGUUACUUGAAAGACUCGAUUGGAUGUACAGCAUUAGGGUUGGAGUACUGCCAAAACUGCCAAAACUGCUAAAACUGCAGUGCAUCAUGGAGUACCAAGAGAAGAAUUUCGCCCAAAGAAUUGUAAAGGAACGUUUCCAUCAAUUUUGUGAUCGUGAUGGAGUUAUUGAAUUUGAAAAGUUGGCCGGUGCGGAUUGCACUGCUGUAGCGUUUUUGUUAGAUGUCAUUAGGACAUUGAAUGCAAAUAAAAUCACUGGGGAGAAACAAGGACCCCUUCAACAGUCAUCUGUGGCGCUGGCUAAAACAUUGACGCUCUGGAAAUGUCAUCUUUCCGAGACUGGGUUAAGAGUAAUCUACAAGGUGUUGGAGAAAAAGCACAGCCCUGUUACCGAACUGUACCUGUAUGACUGUGUAUUGCAGGAAAAAUGUGUUCAUUUACUUGGGGAAUCGUUGCUAGUAUCUAAAUUAAAUGAACUGGGUCUGGUAGAAGCGCUGAUCACCGAUGCCGAUGUUGUCAGUCUAUGUCAAGCAUUGAAGACACCAACAUGUAAAGUCGCCACACUGAAUCUGUUUCGUAAUCAGAUCACCGAUGUCGGUGUUGCCAGUAUAUGUCAACCACUACAGACACCAACAUGCAAAGUCACCACACUGAAUCUCGGUCUUAAUCAGAUCACCGAUGCCGGUGUUGCCAGUCUAUGUCACGCAUUACAGACACCGACAUGUAAAGUCACCACACUUGACCUGUGUCAGAAUCAGAUCACCGAUGUUGGUGUUGUCAGUCUAUGUCAAGCAUUACAGACACCAACAUGUAAAGUCACCACACUUGACCUGUGUCAUAAUCAGAUCACCGAUGCUGGUGUUGUCAGUCUAUGUCAAGCAUUGCAGACACCAACGUGUAAACUCACCACACUACAAUUAAGUCAUAAUCGGAUCACCGAUGCCGGUGUUGUCAGUCUAUGUCAAGUAUUACAAACACCAACAUGUAAACUCACCAAACUUGAUCUGGGUUAUAAUCAGAUCACCGCUGCUGGUGUUAACAAUCUUUUCCAAGCAUUUCAGACACCAACAUGUAAAGUAACGGAAUUACGUCCAGGUCAUAAUCAGUUCAUUCGUGAUAGCCAAUCAUGGCUUACCUACCGAUGCUGA
This is a messenger RNA of Pocillopora damicornis (cauliflower coral), 2946 nucleotides long. Its product is annotated as NACHT, LRR and PYD domains-containing protein 4. Lineage: Eukaryota; Metazoa; Cnidaria; Anthozoa; Scleractinia; Pocilloporidae. Gene Ontology annotation, molecular function: protein binding. The record is from RefSeq and is a predicted model, not a curated record.